AGAACCCCGCAUACCUUGACAGCGAUCAGUCUGUGUACGAAAGCUCCUCUUGCAUCAUGUCUCAACGCCGUCCUCACCACUUGCCGUCCCUACAUCGGCCACCUCUACACCACCACCACCAUCACACUCACCACGCAGCUCAUCCACAACACCGCAUCGUGGGUGGGGUAGCCAACGCAGUUCCCGGUAACACUUCCCACUCAACACCCGCCACUUCUCCCCAACAGCAGAAUCCCCCCCAUUUAUUCUUCGGCGACCCGAACAUGCCGCCUCCAGUGUACCACGCACAAGCUCCUGGCAACCACAUAUCUGGUCACACCCUCCCCAACAACUUGUCCAAUAACGGCGCAAUGUCUGUAGCUUUAACUGGCCCCUACAGAGCCGAACCUCUUUAUUCUUGCCAGGCCCCGAGAGGUCACGAUCACGUAUACCAAUGUCCCGGUCACCGGGCCGACCACAACAACCACAUGGAGCAACUGGAACAGUUGGAACAGAGGCUCGACAGGCUACAGUUCCACAGGCAACAAGAAGAACCUCGUCCGGAGUACCAGUACGGCGGUAGUGAUUAUUCAAGUACAGAACCCAUUUACGCACAACCUCAGCAUCCUCCCGGGGAGUCUGUGCCUACACUAGCCUAUGUUCAAACAGGCCGCACAUCCUUGCGCAGUGGCGGCACGCACGGCACCCCUGCGCGGUUCUUGGUUCGCGCAGACAGUGUUGGGGCUUCGACUUCCUCGUCCACUUUGCCCACGGUGUCAGCGCUGCUGCCCCACGACCGUGCCCAUCAAGCUCUAGAUGCCAACAAGGCUUCACCAAGCACUCCCACGCCCACAAAGCUCAAAAGACAAGGAUUCUUGAAGGCUUGGCGGCUCAAAUUCUUGCGUGAAGAGAACGCUGCUAACGCCGGUGUCAACAACACCAGAAAAAGAGGAUGUCUCCUCUUCGUCGGACUUCUUGUGCUCGUGCUGCUCUUACUUGGAGCCAUGGCAGGCACUCUUUACGUUACCCUUGGUGGUGGUCUUGGUUCCAUCGGCGCUGAGUCUCCAAAACUUAUAGAAAUCACCGAAAAAGGCAGCAACGUCGUGACGGGAUCAUUCAGGAUAACAAACCAGAACUUCUGGUCAGGCUUGGAGGACAGGACAUCCGAGUCUUACAAAUACAUGGCUUCUUCUAUAGAAUCCGAGUUGGAUUCGCUGUUCCGAAGCAGUCCCUGGUCUCAAGAAUACAACGGGAGCGAAGUAGUGUCACUUUCGCCGGGAUCUUUGAUGGUUCGGACGCAUUUACGACUCAAAGUUCCCGAUGUUUCAGCUGCACAGAAGCUUGGCACUGCCUUUUUACGAGGGCUAACAAAACACCACGACCAUGACUGGCUCGGGCCGUUCACCGUAGACGUCAAUUCCGUCCGCUUUGCCGAGAUUUUAGUUGAUUCGCCAUCAUCGGCAACCACUCCCGUCUCCUCAGGGAUGCAUCGAGGACGUCGCCCGGAGUAUCCAGUGGCGCCGCGAGGUCCUCCAUCUCCCGAAAUUUCUGUGGGUUGGGGUCAGUGGGGUCCUUGGUCUGCGUGUAGUCCAUGUUCUCCUCAAUACGACCAGAUUAGGACACGACAAUGCAGACUCGAGAGCGGCCAAGGACUUCUUGUCAACUCCGUGGAGCCUUGCUUGAAAAACCGCGGUGCCGGUGGCAUGUCGGGCGAUAUGGAGACGCGAUCGUGCCAAUGCGCCAGCAAUGAAAUUCGGGAAGAAGAAGAACCUCCACCCACAACCAUCGCGCCUAGUAUUCCUACCACCCCUUCCCCUACCCCAUCCACCACAUCGUCCUCCAUACUUCCUCCUUUCCGGGAGCAGGACAGCAUCGGUCACGAUUCCCUGUCUCACGAGGCUUCAGAAAGCGAAAAAGAACGAAGCAGCAUCUGCGACAAGUGUGAACUCGGCGAAGUGUGCGUGGCCCUGCAAGACGAACCUCACCCCACGUGUCGAACCGCCCGGGAGCCCGCGGACCCUACGGGCUGUGGGGGGCUGUGUGCCGUUGACUCUGAAGUCUGCCAAGCCUUAGGCUCCCGUGCAUUCAAUUGCCACAGCGCUUCGCAGUGUCUUGAUGACGAGUGGCGGUGUGCGGACGGCCUAUGUAUUCCCAUCAUUAAAAGAUGCGACGGACACAUGAACUGUUAUGAUCAAAGCGAUGAACAGAAUUGCCCGUGUCGGGCGGACCAGUUUCAGUGCGGCAACAAUACGUCGUGUCUGCCGCUGACGGCGAGAUGUGACGGCAACAUGGACUGCUGGGACGGCGCUGACGAGCUCAGCUGUGCUGGAGGUUAGGCUUCUUGCUGCCCGCGCCCCGACUCCUCCGAGUUGUUCCCAUGCCGCAACGGCGACGCCUGCGUACCUCUUGCUCGCUUCUGCGAUGGUUUUGCCGACUGUUCUGACCGCUCCGAUGAGCCUUUCGGCUGCUCCGGCAAAUGUCAACGCCGUGAAUUUAGUUGCAGGAACGGGCGCUGCAUCCCACGGAGCCGUGUCUGCGAUGGGCAGGAAUCGUGCGGCGACGGCAGCGAUGAACAGGACUGCCAUCGGCCUGUCGUCGCUCUCGCACAGGGAGAGAGAACUACUCUCCUAAAUCAUCCCCUUGUUGACUUGAGACCAUUCGCUGGGUCCACCUCUACCCCUCGUUUUCAUCAGCGAUACGAGUAUCAUUUGAAAGAAUCCCCACAAGUCAUGGCAGAACCAAUGAAACUCCGCGGAAAUCCCGACCAAUUAUCUGUGUCUCUCCACAGGGAUGCUUCUCAAGAAAUCGUUGUUUUGUCUGAAAAACCAUUCGCGUCAUCUUUUUUUGACCCGAUGUUAAAUGCGGCUCCAAGUUCCAAUGACUUCAAUCCAUCUGAACAAGUCAGCGUAACAACUGAAGUUGGAGCCAGUUUCACUACCACUGAAACUUUUUUUAAUUCCCGGCCUGAGCUGAACGAUAAGGCAGAUGCAUCCAGCUUUGACAACAAAAAAGUCAUUGAAUUUUCUCAUAUCCGUCCUAUUCCAUUUACCUUUAGUGAUGGCUAUGAUCCUACCGUGAAGAAAUCGAACAGUUCCAAUGCAGGCAAUCAUUCUCAGAAAACCAAACCUCGUCAAGACUUUACCGGUGGUUCCCCGAAUGGUGCAUUUGCUUCUGUUGCUGGCGCUUCCACGGCUUCGAUAGAUCCUCGAGGAAAUGUUACUUCACCUCCUCUUGCUAGUGUGCCAAAACCAUCUUUUACUCUGGAUCGAGGCUGGCACCUCACUUCUCAAUUUAUGCCGAGCUUGGAUAAAUUCGCAGGAGGCGACGAUGGAUCUGUAGAGAAUGUUGAGUUCUCAAAUCGUGAUGGUACCUUGUCCGAGGAAACCGAUGUCUUAGCAGUUUCCGAUACUAGAAAUGAGACACAAGUCCAGGAAGUGUCAGGUCUCAAAGGAAUUACGAUUAACAAGGUCCGAGGCUCUCAAUAAUUAUACCUGCGCGUGUUCACCGAUCUCGAAACUCUGAGGUUUGGUAAUAAUCGCAGACUUUGAUAAUAACUGUGCUCACGUGUUCAUGAAUUUCUAUACCUCAAUUUUUUAAAAUAAUCAAGGCUCGAAGUUACUACAAUUGUGAAAUUCGCGUGUACAUGAGCCCAUGAAGAGUUGUCCCUUAUCCCAGUCAGUUUUCAUGGGAAAUAAUUUCAAUAUUUCUGGUUUUCUUGAAGAAUUUUGAAAAACCAUUCUCCCUCUGGCUCUGUUCUAAGCGCUGGGUGGUUUCGAAUGAUGUUUAGAACACGGUAACGCGUCGUUAUGAUAAGCAAAUGCCGCGAUUAGUUAUCGUGGCUCUAGUUGUUGAAUACCAAAGAAAUGAGUGUAUAUUUCCUCGUUGCUUUUAAGGCCUUUAGAUUAAAAAGGUUAUCUAGUCCCCUGUAGUUAUAUGGGCCGUUGUUUCUUUUGUAUUAUAGUAUGUUCGUUUGUGUGUCUAAAUGUAACUUCUUGGUAAUUUACAACAUCUAUACAGAUGCAGUGUCUUCAAUUUCAUAUUUUUCAUGGGUUUUAGUAUCAUUUAAAUACAUUUUACAUUUUAUGGACAUGUUAAAUCACUAGAGUUAAAAGAAAGGAUAAAAUUUUCUAGGCACUUAAUAAAAGCGGUAUUUUAAAUAGAUUCUGAAAAUAUUGUACCAUCAUCCAUUAUAUGUUUCUCCUCAAGCACUGCCUGUGAUUUUGACUUCAAGUUGAGAUUGCUUGUCCUAUGAGUUUUUGCCUCAAGUCCUGUAGAUCUCGUGGGUAUUCUUGUCGAUACGAGAAUAUCCUUAGACCUCUUGCAUUAAUUCUCUCUUAUACCUUCUUAACUUGAUUGCCGCCAGAAAUUAAGUCCAAAAUUUUAUGGAAUUUAUUAAUUUAUUCUGGCAAAAUCGUUGAUAAUUGGAAAAUUUUUGUAACACCGAUUGAUUUAGUAUUAUCAGUGUUGAUUGACAAGUUCAGACACUUUGUUUCGAGUCAUUUACUCCAUAAUGUUAAAAUUAAAAUUUUUUUAUUAAGCCGAUUCAUACAUUCGUGCUUACGUAACGUGACGCAUAAGAAGUCGUCCGAUGAUUUACUUAUUGCGACAUUUAUAUCUCUUAUUUCACACGUCACUGCUGAGGUAACCUGACUUUCAAGCAUUGCCGAUCAAGGACGUCAACUUGCCGGCAUUCAGUCAGGAUUUGAGUUAAAUUGAUUGCAUCAUUUGCACAGCCAACAAUAAACGUUCUGUGAAAAUCUUCCCGGAAAACAAGGGUAAUAAGGUUCCUUGCGCCAAUGAAAUAAAGUAUGUAUUGUAAUCUUUGUAAUAGAGAUUUACAAAGUGGUUUUUGGAACCGUGAGGUUUUCUGUGUAAAAUCUUCAGCGAUGGGAAGUUUUUGGUUCGAGAGUUCAAAGCUCGACUCAGUGUAUUUACGAGUUGUUGUGGAAUGUGUUAUACUAACUGAAAAUGAAAUGUGUUUUGGAUUGUAUAACUGUUUCUGAAGCAAAGCAACAUUAUAGAACUUAAAGUCUGAUUGUUGUUUGCAACUUUGAAAAGAUGUGAUCGUGGUUAAUUUGUUUUGUACGUCAAUUGCAAUCGCGCCGAUUUGCUCACUAUAAUAAUAUAUACUUGAACUCUUAGGACUAUUUAGUUUUUUGAGCGGGUUUGGAUAAUUCAAUUUGAAAUCGGUGACAUUUUAUUGGUGCCUUCCUCGACGACGGCCAUGUUGUAGCAACUAGGGCGUUAGUGGCCAUUUGAACAUUGUACCUCUUUUGCAACCGUGUAUGGAGUCCCGAUGAUCAGCAUUCUUCGGUUUAACUGAAGAAUUCUACAUUUUGAAUUCAUUUUACGUUAUUUUAUGGUGUUAUUAAGAAUAGAGAGAGGUUUUACUGAAUUUUUCUCAACGUCUUGAUGUUCUUGGAAAUUUGUUUAUUCGUGUAGUUUUAUUGUCAUUUCUUAUCUGAAGCGCAUUUGAGGUUCGCAACACACGCAUCAUUUAAUAUUUAUUGAAACGAGUUUGAUUUGGAAUUUCACUUAAAAUAUUGCAAUCAUCAAGCCUUAUUUCAAGACUAAAAUGUCAAGUGACUAGUUGUACGAAAAGGCUCGGCCUACAAACUCGAGUUUUAUCAGCAUCAGCUCCAUCAUGUCCAAUUGUGUAUCCGAGAAAACAUAUGCAACGCAUGGCUAAACCUGUGCAUCGUAUAUUUUUCCAGUAGUUAACUGAAGAAUGAUUUGAUGUGUAAAUUACUGUAGAAGUACAGCGUUGAGGUUGUGAACUUCUUUGUCCGGGCAGCGCUUUGCAAACUGCUUGCGUGCAUUCAUUGUUUGAAUAGGAAAUUCCUGAUCUUCACCUCAACCAGAGCCUUUUUUAUACGUAACGGCAUAUUUUAUUAUAUGGUCUUUUUUUACUAUAGUCUUUUUUCCUAAUUUGCAGUUGUUUGACCCUGAAACAAGCUUGAUUUAUAAGAAAUUUGGUGCAAGUUCUGGAAUUUGUGUGUGUGCGUUUGACCAUAAGAUCGGUUGAUCAUUUUUGAAAAGCCUACAACGUGGAUAAUAAAUAUUUGCAGUGUUUAUUAUUCAUUCUUGUAUUUUCAUACUUUUUGUAUUGUUAAAACCAAUACCCUCGACAUAUUGAAUUGUCAUUGCCUAAAAAGUUGCUUGGCAAAUUUCCACGUAUGUAAAGUCUCAUUGACGAUAAGGCUGAAUAUAAAUCGUGAUUACCCGUUGAUAUCGUUUCUGGUCGCAAGAAUGUAUUUGUUGCUAUUUUACAUGUUCGUUUACCAUGCGUGACAAUCUUUCGUAGAAUAGAUAUACUUGUCAAUAUUUAUAGUGUGUGUUCCGGAGACAAUAAUUGCAUAAUUCUACUGAUAAUUUCCGACGAAACCAAGAAAUAUCUUAGCUAAAAUGCGACAUCUCUCCUAGAUGCAGAAGUAUAAGUUGUUGUCUUCAAUAUCCUUUGAAAAGUAUACAAAUAACAUCGCGGUUCAAAAUCUUUGUUGCCUGAUUAUGAUUUAUUUUAACUUUGAUGGUAAUAAUAAUAAUAAUAAUAAUAAGCUUGGUGCUCAAUGCAACGCUGUUUCAGGAAGGGCAAGGAGCUUAUUUAUAAUCUUUUUCAACGACGGUGUUUUAACUCAAACUUUGUACGUCAAUGUAUUUAACACACAGGUCAUAAUUUAGGCUGUCAUACAAUUUGUUGAAAGCAAGUUCUGAUGAGGAUGGUUACCGAUUGUUAGAUCAAACUUGAGUUCUCUAAAUUUUAAUUAUUCAAUAAACUAUCGAGAAUAAUGUGAAUUUUUAAAAAAUAUUUUCUCUCUGAAAAUGGGGCUGCAUAGGCUGAGUGACGGGGGUUAAACUAGACGUGAAAACAACACCGCAGAGAUCACUUAUUUAUAAAUAGUCUUUUCGUACUAGAGGAUAAAUCAGUUCACAAUUAAAGAGCCGACCACUUGUUGAUGCAUCAACCGUUAUGUUGGAGCGUCUACCAGCAUAUCCUUCAUUUAUUCGUGAUGGCAAUUAUCUUCUGGGUUACAUCUGCAUUUUCGUGGUACUUUUUCUAUAAUUUUUCUAACUUCACUUCUUUCUUUUAACUUCACAAAAUAAUUUUGUGAAGUUAAACGCUUGUCAGUUUAUUCACAUAGGUUGCUUUUAUUUUUUUAUUCUAUUUUUAUGUAUGUGGCGCAUUUUAAUUUAGGUAGUUAGCACUCGCCUAAUAUAAUUGAUUUUUUGACGAUCGUUUUUCUAAUUGGAGUCGCUGAUUACAAGAGUCCAGUCCUAUUGUAAAUAAUGCAGCUUUAGAUAUAUUAACGGAUGGUAUUUUAAGGCUUAUGUGAUAUAUUUAUGUUGUACUACACUUUGGAAAUAUAAAGUUUUAUAAAUAAAUCUGAAAAAUAUU
Hyalella azteca is the source of this 7372-nucleotide messenger RNA. RefSeq lists its product as uncharacterized. The transcript is spliced from 8 exons. The record is from RefSeq and is a predicted model, not a curated record. Gene Ontology annotation, molecular function: protein binding. NCBI's taxonomy places the organism in Eukaryota, Metazoa, Arthropoda, Malacostraca, Amphipoda, Hyalellidae.